AUGCCCCCCAAGAGAAGGCAGAAACUGCAGCAAGAGCAGAAGGGGCAGCCAGGUGUGGCUGCACCCCUGGAGGGAGCUGCCGAGGGGGCUGUAGCCAGCAGAGAAGAGGUGCUGCUGCAGCAGGAGUACAGCCGCCUUUGCAAGGAGCUGGAGGACAUGAAGGGGGCACGUGUUCAGCUUCGGGAGGAGAACGAGUUCCUGCAGCAAGAGGCCCAGCGUCUCCGUGCUGAGAGCCAGGAAUUCAUGUGCUAUGUGGCCAAGAGGGCCCAGCGGCGCCAGGAUGCCAUCAUCUCCCUGAAUGAUCGGAACAAGCAGGCCGUAGAGGAGAUCCGCAGGGAGCAGCAGGAACUGCUCACCCUCUACCAGAGGAAGGAGGCAGCUCUGCGGGAACAACUGUUGCACAAAGAGGGUGAACUUCUCCGCCUUAGCAAGGAGGUUGAGGGCCUGCGGGAGAUCCAGGCACUGCAGCAGGAGCAGGCUGCCCACAUCAGGGAGCUGCAGGAAGAGCUGGUGGCCACCAGGCAGCAGCACACUCAGCACCUGCAGGAGACCAAAAGCCAUUUCCUGCAAGAAAAGGCUGCCUUUGAGCAGACGUCCCAGCAGCAGGUGCUCUGCCUGCUGCAGCAGGCACAGGAAGUGGUUGCACGGUGCAUGCAGGAGCAUAGCGACCAGGUGAAAUGUGAGAACCAGGAGCUGCGGCAGGAGCUGCACCAGCUCAUCCAGCGAUCACGCACACUGCAUUUACACAAGCGCCGGUUAGAGGAGCAGGCACAGCAGCUGCUGCGAGAGCGUUGCUACAUGCAAGACAUGGCUCGCCUGUACCACACCCACCAGGGCAAGAAGUAGGCCCCAGCUGUGACCCCAGGAAUGAGCUGACAGAGAGGUGGCCACUACUCACUGCCAUGACCUGCUUUUGGUAUUAGAAUUAUUUAGCUCAGGGGUUCUCAAACUGGGGGUCGGGACCCCUCAGGGGGUCACGAG
Terrapene triunguis (Three-toed box turtle) is the source of this 981-nucleotide messenger RNA. RefSeq names its product coiled-coil domain-containing protein 166-like. The record is from RefSeq and is a predicted model, not a curated record. NCBI's taxonomy places the organism in Eukaryota, Metazoa, Chordata, Testudines, Emydidae. The coding region runs from base 1 to 846 and encodes 281 amino acids. The transcript has a single exon.